AAACGUCAAGAGACGGCGUUGGCGGCGACUGACGCGGCCGCCAAAACGCAAAGCGACGUCAAGAUGGCACACCAGAUGGCCAUGGCCGUGCAGCAGGAGCUGCGGAAGCUGCCCGGCAACAACAAAUGCGUCGACUGCGACGCGCCGUACCCGCAAUGGGCGACCGUGUCGUACGGCACGUUCAUGUGCCUCGAGUGCUCGGGCCGCCACCGUGGUCUUGGCGUGCACAUCUCGUUCGUGCGCUCCGUCACGAUGGACUCGUGGACAGACAAGCAGAUCCGCAUGAUGCAGCUCGGAGGCAACGACCACUUUCGCAGCGAGUUCAACGCGGCCGGCGUGCCCAAGACGCUUACGAUUGCGCAAAAGUACAACACGCCGCAGGCGGAGGCCUUCCGUGCUCGCUUGCAGGCGCUUGUUGAAGGCACGUCGCCGGCGCCAUUGCCGCGGUGGGAUCCAUCGCACAACCCGGCGGCGGCCUCAAGUGCGGCGUCGUCGUCGUCGCACGGCAGCUCGGACACGCUUGGCGUCGAAGCGCUCAAGGGCGAAAGCGAACAAGACUACGUUGCCCGGCAAAUGCGCCUGCGCGAAGAAGCCCGUGCCCGCAUGGCGGCCAAGUUUGGCUCGUCGGGCAUGCAAGGUAUUGGCAGCGGUGGCAGCGUCUCGAGCAGCAACCACAGCGCCAGCGGCGGCUACGGCGAUGUCACCGAAACCCUCGGCAGCGCGUUUAGUUUUCUCUCGACGACUGUCUCGUCGGCGGCGUCGUCGGCUGCGAGCCUCGUCAAGGAACAGGACCUCUCGACCAAGGUGUCGUCGGGCUGGAGCAGCGUCCAGUCCAAGCUCGCGGACCCGGAGCUCACAACGUCGGUCAAGUCGACGGCGUCGUCUGGCUGGUCGUUCCUCACGUCGACGACCAGCUCGCUGCUCAAGAACGCGCAGUCGCUUGUCGAUGCGUCGGCGCACGACGACCACGGCAAUGGCAAUGGCGGAAUGUUCCCUCGCACCAACCCAACGCUGCCGCAAACGAGCGCGUACGAAGGCAUCCAUGGUGGUGCGUCGUCGUCGUCGUUCAAGUCGUUCUCGCAGUCGUCGGCGACGCCACUGGAAGCGCCCGAGCCCAGAGCCGCGACGUUCCCGCCCGCGACGCCGCUCGACGCAACGCCCAAGCCCGAGCCAUUACCCAAGCCCGAGCCCAAGAAAGUCGUCAAGAAGGACGUGGAUUUUUUCGGCGAAUUUGGCAUGUAAUUAUCGAAGCACAUUGGUUUCGUC
Saprolegnia parasitica CBS 223.65 is the source of this 1266-nucleotide messenger RNA. RefSeq lists its product as hypothetical. Lineage: Eukaryota; Oomycota; Saprolegniomycetes; Saprolegniales; Saprolegniaceae. Gene Ontology annotation, cellular component: Golgi membrane. The coding region runs from base 64 to 1242 and encodes 392 amino acids. Gene Ontology annotation, biological process: regulation of ARF protein signal transduction; regulation of endocytosis. The transcript is spliced from 5 exons. The record is from RefSeq and is a predicted model, not a curated record. Gene Ontology annotation, molecular function: GTPase activator activity.